Messenger RNA from Ficedula albicollis (Collared flycatcher), 3998 nucleotides. RefSeq names its product chromatin assembly factor 1 subunit A (gene CHAF1A). NCBI's taxonomy places the organism in Eukaryota, Metazoa, Chordata, Aves, Passeriformes, Muscicapidae. The transcript has 16 exons. Gene Ontology annotation, cellular component: nucleus; CAF-1 complex. The record is from RefSeq and is a predicted model, not a curated record. Bases 22 to 2742 code for a protein of 906 amino acids. Gene Ontology annotation, biological process: nucleosome assembly.
GCGCCUGCCGCCGCCACAGCCAUGGAGUGCAGAGACAAAGCUGCUGUUCCUCCACGGAAACUCGUCCAAGCUCGGCUGCCCUUCAAGCGCCUCAAUCCUGUGCCAAAGGAAAAACUUGAUGUGGAUUCAGAAGUCAAAAAAGUCAAGAGCUCCCCGAGUGCUUUUGUUCCAAGCAAGGAUCCGUCCCUGGAUGCUGCCGGUGCCUCCCUGGACAAUGUGGAGAAUGACUGCCAGCUGGGCUCAGAUAGGAAUUUGACUCCAAAACUUGUGAAUGGAAAGGGUCCCUUGGACCAUUUCAUCCAGAAAAACCCAGGAGGUGACGCAAGUGACCCUGGGGAUGUUCCUGACCCCUCUGAGGGCUCUGGCCACGGACUCGGGGACAGCACAGAGCGGGGGGACGUGGAUUCUGGAGCUGCUGUCACCAACGGCACGAUAGGAAAAGAGCUGGAGCAGCUGAGCUGCCUGAACUCCUCCCAGAGCAGCCCUGCAGGUGACUCCAUGCAGACUGAGGGGCCCUGUGCAGCUGCAGCCCCAGAGGAGGAGGAUUUGGGGGCCGGGAGCCAGCCGUGCUCCGGGGCGGUGACAGGCAGGAAGGGCGCUCAGGACAAACUGAAGGAUGUGCUGUUCGAGGGGAAGGUACCCGUGGUGCUGCUGGAGGACAUCAUGAGCCUGAAAUCCCCCCCAGUGGCCUCUCUGGAUGGCAGCACCACGUCAGAGAACGAGGCCCUGGAGUCGUCCCACGAGGGAGACUCGGGGCUCAGCCACUCCUCGCUGAGCUCCGGGAGCUCGCCCGACGUGCAGCUGGUGGCAGAGGCCAAGAGCAACACGAGUCCUCUGGCUGCCUCCACACCUGCCAGGAAGGUACCUCAGAAAUUCCACAGAAGUUCAGCAGAGAAGGAGAAGCUGAGAUUGCAAAGAGACCAGGAGCGUGCGGACAAGCUGCAGAGGCUGCAGGCAGAGAGGGAGCAGAAGGGCAGGCUGAAGGAAGAGGCAAAAGCUGCAAAAGAACGAGCCAAGGAGGAGGCAAAGAAGAGGAAAGAGGAAGAGAAGGAGCUGAAGGAGAGAGAAAGGAGGGAAAAGAAGGAAAAGGAGGAGAAGGAGAAAGCUGAGAAGCUGCGAGUGAAGGAGGAGAAGCGCAAGGAGAGGCAGGAGGCUCUGGAGGCAAAACUUGAGGAGAAGAGAAAGAAAGAAGAGGAGAAACGGUUAAAGGAGGAGGAAAAGCGCCUCCAUGCACAGAAAGCAGAGAUCACCAGGUUCUUCCAGAAACCAAAGACUCCACAGGCCCCCAAGACCCUUGCAGGCUCCUGUGGGAAGUUUGCUCCUUUUGAAAUUAAGGAGAACAUGGUCUUAGCCCCCCUGAGCCGUGUUGCCCUGGAUCCAGACUACCUGGAGCAGCUGGAUAAGCUCCUGCACGCCCAGAAUGGUGAAGGCUCUUUCUUGAGGGAUCUGAAAUGUCGUCAGCCACGAAAAACUGGGCCCACUUUGGUCAAUGACAGCAGUGACAGUAUAAACAGUGACGUGGUGGUGGUGGACAGCUGCCAGACAGAUGCUGUCCCUGAGAGGGAGAAGUUUGGCAGGAUGAAGCUGCUGCAGUUCUGUGAGAAUCACCGUCCUGCCUACUGGGGCACCUGGAACAAGAGAACCCCCCUGAUCCGAGGCAGGAAUCCAUGGUCCAAGGACACUAAGCUGCUGGACUAUGAAGUAGACAGUGAUGAAGAGUGGGAAGAGGAGGAGCCAGGGGAAAGUCUCUCCCAUAGUGAAGAGGAUGAUGAAGAGGAGGGAGAGGAUGAAGAUGAGGACGAUGGGUUUUUUGUACCCCAUGGGUACCUAUCUGAAGACGAAGGUGUGACAGAGGAGUGUGACCCAGAGAACCAGAAGGUUCGUCAGAAACUGAAAGCAAAGGAGUGGGACGAGCUGAUAGCCAAGGGCAAGAGGUUCCAUGUCCUCCAGCCUGUGAAGAUUGGCUGUGUCUGGGAAAGGGCAGCAAAGGACAGCAGCACCAGCACGGACCUGAAGGUGCUGCAGCAGUUCACAGCCUGUGUCCUGGACCCUCCUGUGCCAGAGGAAGAGCAGCAGACACAGAAAUGUAGCAAAAAAAGGGCAAAAGAUCAGCAAAUCCUCGGGCACCUCCUGCCUCUGCUGCACGGGAACGUGCACGGGAGCAGGGUGAUCAUCCAGGAAUUCCAGGAAUGCUGCAGGCAGGGCCGCUUUGGGGAUGUGGAGGGGAGCCCCCCGCCCCCGCCCGGGGGGGAGGACAAGGACAAGGACAGCGGGGUCCCCUCCAAGGCCAGGCUGAAGAGGAUCAUCUCAGAGAACUCGGUGUACGAGAAGAGGCCCGAGUUCAGGAUGUGCUGGUACGUGCACGCCGAGGUGCUGCGCAGCUUCGGCCACCUGCAGCUGCCCGUGCCCUGCCAGUGGAACUACGUCACCCAGGUGCCCUGUGCUGCCAAGGAGGAGGGGGGCAGCGUGCCAGGCCCACCCCUGCCCCUGGCCACCCCCCCUGCAGCCAAGAGGAAGGCCCUGGGCAGCAUGUCCAUCACCCAGUUCAUGAAGAGACCUCGGGAUGCUGAGCAGGCUGCAGAGAUGGAUGGAUUCCAGGCAGACACUGAGGAAGAUGAGGAAGAUGAUGACUGCAUGAUUGUGGAUGUACAGCCAGGAAAAGGUUCUACAGCUUCAGAAUCCAGUGGCACAAGAGCUGCUGCCCAGGACAGCAGCAUGGUCAGCCCAGCUAAUCCAAUUUGACAUUUAAAUGCCUACUAACUCCUCUGUAUGUAUGUAGAAUGAGCUAGAAAAUUUUAAACCUCGUGUAUCUUUGGCCAAGAUACUUGAAAGUAUUCCACAUUUCUUGUAAAGAGAAGACAGCACUUUGUUCUGCUUCAGACCAGAUGGAAGCUUAAAUUUUUAGUUUUAGCUUUUUAGCUUUUUUUUUUUUUUAAAUAACUGCAUAUUAAUCUGUCCUUAAUAAAGCAUUAUUGAAAUUUUGAUACUUCUUUGUAAUGGAAAGUAUCUAAGUUAUCUCUAAAAGUAGCUGAGGGAUUUUGGAAUAAGCUUAUUGUGAUGCCACUGGGGAAUGACUGUUCAUAAUGUUGUACAGCGUGGCCUUGGGUAUAAAAGAUGUACAAUUAUAUAUGAAUUUAUGCUCUUGUACCAUCCUGUUUGUGGUCUUACUUGCUCCAGAGAACAGCAGCAGGGCUUUACCUUUGGAAAAGGAAAAAUCCAUCGUUUCUCCUCUUUUGGGACAGGCUGGACAGUCAGGGCCAGAUUCUCAGCCUCUUGUCUACAUCAGAGCUGGGCUCUGUCCCACAGAAAAACUUUGAGGUAUUAAAGGACUGAGCUGGCAUCAAACUUGAUGAUUGACAGAACAAACCUGCUGGGGCUUUCAGCUUUCUGUGACUGGUGAGUUCUGAAUUAGUUCUUUAAAAGAUUGUCAGUGAUUUGAGGUUUAUUCUCUCCCCCUGGGCACCACCAGCAGCUGUUCCCUGGUGCCAGGCUCCGGUCUGAGAAGGGACAAGGGGGUGAUGCUGCCCCAGUAACACCAGUGCCAGCCCCAGCACAGACUGGUUUGGCAUCUCAAACCUACAGCAACAAUGCAACUCAAACAACUGGGAUCAGAACUGAGUCUUUAAAUAAUUGCAUUUAAUCAGACUAAGUGUAACUGUGCCCCAGCAGCCUCUCUGCAGCAGGAGUUAGAGUGCACACAGAAGCAGAACGGGAAGCUGAGUUCUAAACCCAGCCCCAAACCCAGGCUCAGCUUGGUAAUCCAGCCUAACAGCCCCUACUCCCUGCUCCACCACUGCCUUGGGACACCUCAGGCACUCCCUGCCCCAGUUUGGUGUUGGAAGCCCCUCGAGCAUCCCAGUGCCAGGGGAGAGGAGCCUGGAGCUGGGAGGGGACAGCAGGGCCCAGCCCCCUCUGCAGAGCUGCACCAAAGCCACCUCUGAGCUCACCUAGCUCCAGCAGUCUGGGGAAAAGGAGGGACGAGCCAGCAGCACUGGAGG